Molecule: messenger RNA, 267 nt
Organism: Eruca vesicaria subsp. sativa (arugula)
Lineage: Eukaryota; Viridiplantae; Streptophyta; Magnoliopsida; Brassicales; Brassicaceae
Source: the annotation of a GenBank genome assembly
AUGAGUGGUGGUGAAGUUGUCGUAGCUGCUGCUAGAGUCUACCGUGACCUUCUUAAACCAGUUGUGAAAACAAGUCUCAUUUCACAGACUUUGUCAAGAACGAGUUUUGGAAGAACGCACACACAGUCCAGAAUAUCAACCUUGCCCGCAACUACACUUAUCUUCUUAAUAGCAUUCACUCUCACAAGAACUGAAGAAAUGAAGCGAGUGCUUGGCAAAUCUGCAGCUAGUGUUGGGCUUCGUCUUCCCGAGGUGUACCAGCCUUGA